CCUACCGGAGCCCCGAUCGAGGUAUGCCAUCGGCGGGCCGCCACGCAAUGGCUGAUCACGACCCGGUCCGAAGAGAACACUCCAGCACUACUUAGUCCUUUCCAGCUGCUCUACUGGCAACUUGAAAGGACACCACUGAGCGCCUUCGCAGAUGGCGAACACCAGGGUCAUAAUAGUGGGUGCUGGCAUUGCCGGUCCUGUGCUUGCAGUUUUCCUGAAGACAAGAGGCUAUGACCCCAUCAUAUACGAAAGACUUCCCGGUCCAGGAGAAGGUGGACUCGGUUUCACGCUACAGCCCAACGGUGUCCGUGUCCUAUCGCUCAUCCCAGAGAUCCUAACACAGAUACCCGGCCAUUCUCCAGAUAGGAUGAUUCACUGUUCAUGCUUGGAUGGAGAGGAGGACAUCCUCGUUGAUAGCGAUAUCUCGCCAGCUACGAUGCGAGAACGAUUUGGCUUUCCCGUUAUUGGAGUCCGGCGCCCAGAGUUUCAGCGACUUUUGAUUGACACGGCCGAGAAGCACGGCGUCGAGAUUAAGUGGGCACACCAGGCCAUUGAAUUCAAGCAAAGCGAGGAUGCAGUAGAAGUCACGUUCGCGAAUGGUGCCAAGGACACGGCGAGCUUUGUCGUAGGUUGCGAUGGGUUGCAUAGCAAUACCCGGAUUGCGCUCUUUGGGAAAGAGAAGGCAGAUUUUACGGGGAUGGUGCGGGUCGGUGGGGUGUCUCCUACACCGCCUGCACUCCAGGGGAGACUUGCGCUGGUAAAUAAUUAUGGGGAUGGUCGUCAUAUGAUUGCGUACCCUGUUGCGGAAGACAAAUAUUCAUGGGCCAUCACUACUCGGGGAGCUGAGGCUAAGGAGGAUUGGAGAACGCAGAACGUAGAGCAACAGAACGAAAUCCGAGAAGGGCCUCUCUCUGCUUGGGGGUUCGGAGCCGGAGAUCUGGUAAAGACCGGCCAGAAGAUCGUGAAGUAUGGUCUCUAUGAUCGGCCUGAGCUUAAAUCAUGGUUCAAGGGAAGAAUUGCUCUUUUGGGUGAUGCGGCUCACCCCACAAGUCCGCAUCUGGCCCAAGGUGCCAACCAAGCCUUCGAAGACGUCUACCAUUUUAUGCGGCUCCUGAGGAAGCAUAACCCAUCUGCCGGCCAGCUGUCGACAGAACUAUUGUCGCGAGUGUUCGUUGAUUACCAGGAUCUUCGGCUAUUGCGUACAUCAGAGCUCGUAAGGGGGGCUAGACGGCAAGGGGAAAUUCGGGUCGUCGAAGGCGUCGAUGCAUGUAGGGCAAGAGAUGAAGCGAUCCGCGCAGGAUUGAAUGAUGAUGCAGCAAGGAGGGCACAUGACGAGUUGUUAUCUGGACCAUUUACGGAGAGCGAGAUAUAGUUAUUAUUCUGCGC
This is a messenger RNA of Suillus clintonianus, 1386 nucleotides long. RefSeq lists its product as uncharacterized. Lineage: Eukaryota; Fungi; Basidiomycota; Agaricomycetes; Boletales; Suillaceae. The record is from RefSeq and is a predicted model, not a curated record. The transcript is spliced from 6 exons. The coding region runs from base 152 to 1372 and encodes 406 amino acids. Gene Ontology annotation, molecular function: monooxygenase activity; FAD binding.